Pelobates fuscus (common spadefoot toad) is the source of this 4174-nucleotide messenger RNA. RefSeq names its product E3 ubiquitin-protein ligase RNF14-like. Gene Ontology annotation, molecular function: zinc ion binding; ubiquitin protein ligase activity; ubiquitin conjugating enzyme binding. The record is from RefSeq and is a predicted model, not a curated record. Gene Ontology annotation, biological process: ubiquitin-dependent protein catabolic process; positive regulation of proteasomal ubiquitin-dependent protein catabolic process; protein polyubiquitination. The coding region runs from base 73 to 1467 and encodes 464 amino acids. Lineage: Eukaryota; Metazoa; Chordata; Amphibia; Anura; Pelobatidae. The transcript has 8 exons. Gene Ontology annotation, cellular component: ubiquitin ligase complex; cytoplasm.
CCGGUAUACGUGUGCUCUAUGGGUGAAUGAGGAAGUGAGGCUGCCUGCAGACUGUCUGUCCCCAGCUAAUCAAUGUCAAGCGAAGACCAGGAAGCACAGGAGGAUGAAUUACUAGCUCUCGCUAGUAUUUUCCCUAAAGAUGAAUUCCGGAGAGCAGAAACUUCAAACGGAGGGAAAAUCCAAGUGUGCCUCGAGUUACCAUCUAACUUUGAAAUAUCUAUCAAAAGUAACGCUGCAGAAAACAUCUUCAUUGAGGACUUUAAGGACACACUUUCCUACCUACCACCAAUUGUGCUGAGUUUUGAAUUUCCUUCCGAUUACCCAUCAACCUCGCCUCCGAACUUCACACUCAGCUGCAAGUGGCUCACACCCAAGCAGCUUGUUAAACUUUGCCAGCACUUAGAUGAACUCUGGAAGGAGAAUGCAGGAUGUGUUGUCUUGUUUGCUUGGACUCAAUUUCUAAAGGAGGAGACACUUGAAUACUUAAGCAUCCAAUCACCCUAUGAGAUUGAAGUGUGUCCCAAUUUGUCUCAGAAUGGACUUGCCCCUGGGGAAACCGAUCUCUGCAACAAUGCAGAAUCACAAGAGGAUGGGGUCUAUGACAAGAGGGCCAUACAGGAUGCGAAGUCUGUUUCUGCCCUGAUGAAAUACAUCUUGGAAUUCAACGAGUCUCAGCAAAAGAAAUGCUUUGAUGGCAAAUUGUACAUGUGCAAUAUCUGUUUCUCAGAAAAGCUGGGCAGCGAGUGCACAAAUUUUAAACUUUGCAAUCAUGUCUACUGCAACAUUUGCCUCAAAGAUUACUUCGAAAUUCAAAUCAAAGAUGGCCAAGUCCACUCUCUGAACUGUCCAGAACCAGAGUGCUCCUCCACAGCAACACCUGCUCAGGUAAAGGAACUGGUAGAAGAAGAGUUGUUCAGUCGUUAUGACCGUCUCCUCCUGCAGUCCAGCUUGGAUCUCAUGCCAGAUGUUGUGUACUGUCCUCGUCCAAGUUGUCGGGCACCAGUCAUGCAGGAACCAGAGAGCAAUAUGGGUAUUUGCCCCUGUUGCCAUUAUGCCUUCUGCACGCUCUGUAAAAUGACCUACCAUGGAAUCUCCCCAUGUAAGGUAACAGCAGCAAAACUCCUUGAGUUGUGUUUAGAAUAUCAGGAAGCAGAUGAUGCCACAAAGAAGUUUCUGGAGUUGCAGUAUGGGAAGAGAGUGUUGCACAAUGCAUUGGCUGAGAUGGAGAGCAAAGAUUGGCUGGAUAAAAAUUCCAAGUAUUGUCCCCGCUGUGGAACCCCUAUACAGGAAAGUCAUGGCUGCAACAAGAUGGUGUGCACUGGUUGUAAACAUUAUUUCUGCUGGCUAUGUAUGACCAUAUUGACAAAAGAUAGACCGUACACUCAUUUCAAUGAUUCCUCAUCAGGCUGCUUCAGUCGGCUAUUUGAAGGUGUCGAAGGUGAAGAGAACGAAGAAGAAGCAGACUAAGUAGUUCUCUCGAUUGCCGUCUUUCACCCAAGGCCUUAAUCCUCAAAGUACACUGUAGGCCACUAUUCAACUAACGGGAUGGAACAAUGAAACUUUCUGACUUAUAAUGUGUUCUUAUCAAUCAGUGUGUCAUUUGCUCUGAAAAUGACAAUUAUUUCCCUUUACUUUCCUUGAUUUCAUUUUGUGAAACCAUUUUUUGUCUAGUUUGCAUACACUACUUCAGCUGUGUCUUAAAAAUACUGUGGAAAACCUGAAUGGAUACAUAUUGCACAAAAUAAUUAUACGAUAAUGGAAAAGACUGAAAAAGCAGGCAUCUAUUCACCAGAUAUAAUAUUCAUGUUUUCGUGUAAGUUAUGAUACAUGUUUCUUUAAUUUGUUAACAAAUCAAGAGUUCUUUUUCUAACAAUCACUGAUUAUUUUUACUUUAAUGUGGAUUCUAAUGGUUUUUUUUUUGGCACUAUUAUAUGUGGUGUUGGUGUUUUAAAAUGUGUGCAAUAUAUUAUUAUUUUGUGUAAAUGUAGAGACUAUUUCACCUGAUUGCCUUCUUUUCUUAUUUGAUAACCAAAAUGUUUAUUAUCUGCCCUACUUUGUAAUCUGAUUGUCAGUCAUCACUUGUAAGAAGAAGGACGCUAUAAAGUUAAAUUACUUUUUUGCCUUAGGAAGUGAAGCCCAUAAGCUUAAAUAUUCUUUACAUUUACACAAAAAUAACUUGAAAAUACAACUAAUUAGGGAAAACGCAUAGCAUAUUGACAGAGGUUAAAGCAAAAUUGUUGUAAGGGAUUAUACUAAAAAAAAUUUUUAAAUAAAAAAAAACACAAAACCCAAGCCAACUGUAUAGGACACAGUUCCCACUGAUCUAUAAUGUCACAUAGAUGUUCUGAAGCAGAUUGGUUUCAUGACAUUGCAGAGUGUAAUAACAAAUUCAGUCAAUAAUUGAAUACAUUUGUAAUCACAGGAAAACGGAUCCAAGCACUCCAAGGUUUAAUAAAGGCAAUUUGAUUGGACCCAAGUGUCCAGGAACGUUUUGACCUAAAAAGCUUGAAAAAGACCUUGAAAAGGUCGAAACGUUGCUUAACACUUGGGUCCAAUCAAAUUGCCUUUAUUUAACCUUGGAGUGCUUGGAUGCUUUUUUCCUGUGAUCACAAAAUACAUUGAGAAGCUGGCUGCUGACCCCUGGCCCGGAUGCACCCAUGUUGUGCCUGUGGAACAGUGCAGUUCUUGAAUACAUAUCUGAAGGAUGAAUUAAUAUACCUCCCCAAUAUACCAUGUGCCUCUUUAGAAACAUAAUACAAUUCCUCCACACACUAUUGCAAACAGUUAAGGUUAGCUUUCAUAGCAAAUGUUUUAGAAUUACAACGUCCAUGAUGCUUUGCCAUUCUAGAAGCUGGCAGUUUAUCAUGGGAGUUGUUUGUCAAGAUCUGAGGCACCCCUGAUUUAUAGGAGAACAGUUAUUGCACACAAUUCAACUAAUGUAAGAGCAAUCGUCAGACCGUUUCAAAUACUUACUGAGCACAGAUAAUAAGAGAAAGUUGGCUAGCUACCUGCUAGUUAUCUCUUAUCUCCUGGAUUACCUCCUCACUGCUGUUGUGUAUUUAUUCUUUGUUUUGACAAAACCAUUGCAGUUUGUUUGUGCAGUAAAAGAGUAAUAACAUAAAUCUUUGGUUGUUAGAUGUCUAUAUUUGCCUUAAUAGCAAAAGCUGUAUGCAGCCGUAUGAGGAAAUCAAUAUUGGAUCUUUUAUAGUGUAUUACUUGUCCAAACUCGAGUGGCUCUUUCAUGUUGUUACUUUAUACUUCUGGACGUACAGGUUGAUUCAUUUCCUUUAUGUUUGUAGAAUAUACUUAAUAAAAAAAAAACACCAUUUAGAAAGGGAAUGCACUGAUGCUCCUUUCUGUUUAAAAUUUAAAAUUUCAGCAAAAAUCCCCAAUGUUGUAGAACUACAACUCCCAUGAUGCUUUUUAUGCCUUUAGAAUGAUAAAGCAUCAUGGAAGUUGUCGUUUUAAAACAUCUGGGGACCUACCGUUUGAGCACCCCUAAGCUAAAACAACAAGAUCAGUAGGUAACAUCAUCCUAGUAUGCAAUCACUUGCCAUUUUGGCAAACACUAUUGUCAAAGUGAAGCAUAAAAUAUCACUAUGAGACUUUGAACUGAUUUAAAUAGUAUUAAAGACUUAUACUGGUAUCUCUUCACUGCUGAAUCAUCAUAUGGAAAAAAAUAUAUUUAAUAAUGUGUUUAAAUGCGAGAUUUGUUCCUUUGGGAAAGAUUGCUGUACUUUUCAGAAGUUAUAUUUUGUAAUUCAGAAGCAUUUACUGUUUUGCUCAAGUCUUCCCAUACUGAAUGUAUAGAUGGAGCUCAUGCCAGUGAUAUUUUGUGUACCCAGAGAGAUAAAAGGGGAUUGUACUUAGAUCUACAAGAAUAGACCGUCUACUGUCACAUUUGCUGUGGACUACAAUUCCUAUGAUGCAUGCACUGUAGUUUGACUUGAGAUAUAGUCAAAUUAGAAGUGCAGAUUGCCUACCCACAAUCUACAGGAGCCCUGCACAUUUUAUUAGUGUGCUUACAGGGCAGUGUCAGGUUAACUUACUAUCUCAAUGGAACUUGACAAAAACAGAGCAGAACUUUAAAUAAUUAUAUUUAGAGUAUGAUAUGUUUUAGUUCAUACAUCAUCUUAUCUUGAAAAAAAAAUGUUUCAUUUGAAGUUCCUGCUGU